Diospyros lotus (date-plum) is the source of this 1955-nucleotide messenger RNA. RefSeq lists its product as uncharacterized. The transcript is spliced from 2 exons. The record is from RefSeq and is a predicted model, not a curated record. Bases 340 to 1368 code for a protein of 342 amino acids. NCBI's taxonomy places the organism in Eukaryota, Viridiplantae, Streptophyta, Magnoliopsida, Ericales, Ebenaceae.
UUUCCUGUCUAUUAUGUCAAUACAUGCAUCAUGUCACAUAUAGGAGAUGGGUCUGGCAGCAAGAAAUAUCAUAUAAAGACGUUGCUUGUGAAUUCAAUAUAGUCUUAUCUUCACACUAUUUUCGUUUCUAGGCUGAGGAAUCAAAUUUAAUGAGCUUGAAGCGGCCAAUAACCUGCAUUUUCUUCUCUUCUUUCAUUACUACUUUCCUGUCUCUAAUUAUUCUUCAGUUACGUUUCUUAAAGAUAAAGCAGUGUUUGAAGCUCUUGAUUUUAUUGAAGCUAAAGAUCCAAUUUUCAAUCGAACUAGUUGUUUCUGAUUUCUGUUUCAUUUUCCUGGAAAAUGAGGAAUAUAGCAGCUUGUUACAGCCAACAUGCCAUUAAGGUGUCAGAGUCAUACCGUUCAGGCCCGUCGGAUCAGUCUCAUGUUUCUCCAAUUCCGAUUCCUUCAAUCCAAGACGAAGUUUCGUGUACCUACAGAGCCAGAUUAUCUACCGGAAAACAUCUAUUGAUCAAACUCUCCUGGUGCAAUCUCAACAGCAUUAGUAUCUGCGACGAUCCGUCUUCUCCUUCCAAAUUCAGUUCAAAUUCUUGCUAUUUGAGAGGGGCCAGAGGCGCGAAAUCAUUCGAAUCCUGCAGUUCGAAUAUUAACGUAUACUGGAAUCUUUCCGCCGCCAAGUACGGAGACGGACCUGAACCGAUCACCGGUUUUUAUCUCAUCAUUUUCGCCGAUUCAGAGCUAAUUCUGCGCCUCGGAGACGGAGGCGGAGACGCAGACGGAGAUCUUGAUUUGAAGAAGAUGAUCGCCGGCGUUCCGGUGGCGAAAUUCUCGCUGGUUUCUCGCAGCGAGCACUUCUCCGGCGGCGGUUUCUACUCAACUAGGGCUCGGUUCUGCGAGACGGGACUUUGCCAUGAAAUCUUGAUCAAGUGCAUCGAGGAGAAAGGAUCGAAGAGUUGGGCUUUGUCCGUGAGUGUGGAUCACAGGAACGCGAUCCGAGUGAAGAGAUUGGAGUGGAAUUUCCGGGGGAAUCAGACGAUAUUUGUGGACGGGAUUCUGGUGGACGUGAUGUGGGAUGUUCAUGACUGGUUCUUCAAUCAAACAUCUGGUUGCGCCGUGUUCAUGUUCAGGAGAAGGAAUGGAUUGGAGAGCAGGAUUUGGUUGGAGGAGAGGAUCUGGGAUCAUCAGAAGGAGGAAAAUGAAAGCGUUGGAUUCUCUCUUUUGAUCUUCGCCUGUAAAGGAGAAGGUGAAAAAGCGCAUCAGAUGCGGGGCAAGACGUGGUGGUGGUGGUGGUGGAGGUAUAUGUCGCUGCUGCUGCUGCGAGUUGCUGCUAUACCUACUGGUCCUAAAUUGGAAAUCAGCCAUUUCGGAUAAAUUAAUUUUAAAUAAUAUCACGGCAGGCAGUUAAUUACAUAAAAAUGAAUUGAAUUUCUCAAACAGUAUAAUUUUAUUUAUUUAUUAAACGAAAAAUAUAAAUAUAUAUAUACACAUAUAGAUGACGAUGAAUAUUGAGGGGGUGUCCCAUUGUUUUCUCCAUCGGAAGAAUCCGGAGGCUUCCUCCCUGUCCUGGCAGCCAAAGCAACUCCACUGCACGACCCACGGGUUUUUUUAAUUAAUCCGUGAGCCGCAUCAUGAUCUAUGGACACCCCCCUCUUUUCUCCCUCUUGUUUUCGACCCUUGAUUCAUUUCCCACCCACCAAAUCGGCUCCGCCUGGUUUUCAGGGUGUCAUCUUUGGAAACUCCCCUUACUUUUGCUUCAAUUUUCCAUUCUGCCCUUCUGUCGGAAAAAGAGAAGAAUUGUGAAUGGGCUGGCCCAGAUGACUCCUCGUCCACCCACAUGGCUUUCUGAUUUAAAAUUUCAACUAAAGAGAUUUUCAGUAUACCUUCAAGAAAAAAAAGAAUUUUUAACAUUUUAUAGUUAGAAUUACUUCUACAAUUCUGCAUGUGUUAUAUCAGACAAU